This is a messenger RNA of Penicillium chermesinum, 432 nucleotides long. RefSeq lists its product as uncharacterized. Lineage: Eukaryota; Fungi; Ascomycota; Eurotiomycetes; Eurotiales; Aspergillaceae. The coding region runs from base 1 to 432 and encodes 143 amino acids. The record is from RefSeq and is a predicted model, not a curated record. The transcript is spliced from 2 exons.
AUGGCACGUUCUAAAAAGAGCAUUUCAAAACGGUCUUCUGAAAAGGGCAAAAAGCGCGAAUCUGGCCCUCUCAAGCUCGGAGACAUUACACUCACUCGACACCAGCUGGAACACCUGAUCGCGGGUGUUGCCUCAGCUGAGCCUCCAGUCAAUAUCAAGUGGAAUCUUACAGAUGUCAAGGUCAACUACUCCAAAAUGGCCGCUCUCACGGGGAAAUCGAAAAAUGCUUGUUACAUGUCUUGGCAUCGUCUACUUGUGCAGAUACGACGCGUCCUUCCGGUGGAUGGCUCGGAGGGGGACGACAGCAAUGAUGAGAGCAAGAAUGAAGGCGAAGAGCUUUCCUCCCCUCUCAGCUGCAAAUCUGGCAAAGAUGGCCACCAUGACCAUCCAGCCCUGGAGGGUGGAAGUCUAUCCGAUCCUAUGAUUGUUUAG